AUGGUAUUCUACAUCUUGUGUGUGCUGUGGAUGUCAUCUGUCAUAUUUCUGCAAUGCAGGUCUGUGCUCUGUAAGGAGAUGAAGCUCCCCAGCAGGGCAGCUAAGCCCCCCUCUCCAUCUGACUUUCUGGACAAACUGAUGGGACGCACAUCUGGCUAUGACGCUCGCAUCAGACCAAACUUCAAAGGUCCUCCUGUCAACGUCACCUGUAACAUCUUCAUCAACAGCUUUGGAUCCAUUACUGAAACAACUAUGGACUACCGGCUCAAUGUAUUUCUGCGACAGCAGUGGAAUGACCCUCGACUGGCCUAUAAAGAGUAUCCGGAUGACUCUCUGGACCUGGACCCCUCAAUGUUGGACUCCAUUUGGAAACCUGACCUGUUCUUUGCAAAUGAAAAGGGAGCAAACUUUCACGAAGUUACAACAGACAACAAACUGCUUCGUAUAUUCCACAAUGGAAAUGUCCUCUACAGCAUCAGGCUGACCCUUACCCUUUCCUGUCCCAUGGAUCUGAAAAACUUCCCCAUGGACAGCCAGAAGUGUACAAUGCAGCUCGAAAGCUUUGGCUACACCAUGAAUGAUCUAAUUUUUGAAUGGCUGGAUGUGGGAGCAGUGCAGGUGGCUGAUGAUCUGACGCUCCCUCAGUUUGUGCUGAAAGAGGAGAAAGGCCUCGGCUACUGCACCAAGCACUACAACACAGGUAAAUUCACCUGCAUUGAGGUCAAAUUCUACCUGGAGCGUCAAAUGGGUUACUACCUGAUCCAGAUGUACAUCCCGAGCCUGCUCACCGUCAUCCUGUCCUGGGUGUCAUUCUGGAUCAACAUGGAUGCGGCUCCGGCCAGAGUUGGACUGGGGAUCACCACAGUGCUCACCAUGACGACACAGAGCUCUGGGUCCAGGGCCUCCCUGCCUAAGGUGUCCUACGUAAAGGCAAUAGACAUCUGGAUGGCGGUGUGCCUUCUUUUCGUGUUUGCUGCACUACUGGAGUAUGCAGCCGUUAAUUUUGUUUCCCGGCAGCACAAGGAGUUCUUCAGACUCAGGAAGAAGCUGAAGGAGCAACAGCGGCAGAGAACUGAGGAUGAGCUGGCGCAGCAGGGUUUACUGUUCCAGAGUUUUGGACUUGCCCUGUCAGGAGGUGCACCAGAAAUGGAUGCAACACCGGUCUUUGCCGAUCUACCUCCUGGUUUAGGCUUCUACGACAUCCGCAGGCGCUUUGUGGAUCGGGCAAAAAGGAUUGAUACCAUCGCCCGAGCGGUUUUCCCCAUGAGUUUCCUCAUGUUUAAUGUGCUCUACUGGCUCACCUACAAAGUUCUACGACAUGAAGACCUUCUAGCCGCACUGUGA
Molecule: messenger RNA, 1344 nt
Organism: Anoplopoma fimbria (sablefish)
Lineage: Eukaryota; Metazoa; Chordata; Actinopteri; Perciformes; Anoplopomatidae
Gene: glra4b
Product: glycine receptor, alpha 4b
Exons: 9
Coding region: 1-1344 (447 amino acids)
Biological process (GO): chloride transmembrane transport; signal transduction; regulation of membrane potential
Cellular component (GO): neuron projection; plasma membrane; synapse
Molecular function (GO): glycine binding; transmitter-gated monoatomic ion channel activity; transmembrane signaling receptor activity
Source: RefSeq, a predicted model, not a curated record